GAUGGUAUUCUUCAUCGCAUUGGCAAUCACGUUGGCGGUGUUGUCAACUUCUUCGUCGGCUUUUUCCUUCUCGUCUCUAUUCGACGAGUCUUCAACCAGGGAAGGAACCGUAGUCGAUUCAUCAAGCAGUGGGAGUGCGGAUCUAUCGGACGGGUCGGACAUUAAACCCCGGCAACCCCUACUAGGCGCUGAAGACUGGUUCCUCACAGAAGACGAGAUCACAGAUUCGCGAGGUGGAAUUCCUCGAGACGGGAUGGCGGUUUACACAACAGGCAACAAGAUAACGUCAUACACAGUAUCCGACGAAUUCUUCAAUGCAGUUUACGACGACCUCAGCACGACCAAAGAAGGUGAUCGAGUGAUGCUCGCUGCGUGGAUGGCAGCUCUCAUUCCGUUCAAACCCGACGUCGAUUCUACGGGUAAAAAGACUGGCUUCAAGGAAGUGUUCACUGGUGUCGUGGAGAGAGGCGGCAGUGUCAACAUCCUAGCAUGGGCCAACAUUGGCGUUGGAUACACUUCCUACAUCCUUAAAGCUCGUGAUGCUAUCAACAGCAUCGCACCGUCGCCAAUAAACGGAGCAAAGGCUGCUUUCAUCUUCGACGAUCGUCUCCCUAAAGCUCUGUCCUCGCACCACCAGAAGAAUAUGGUGAUUGCUGCCAACCGCUCCUCGAAUCCCCACGAACAGCCUGUGGCCUACGUCGGUGGGAUCGAUCUCGCUAACGACCGAUGGGAUACUAUUUACCACAACGUGACUGCGAUCAGAGAUGCGGGACACAUUACAUUUCGAGAAAAAGGCUGGAUGGACGGUCAUAUUCGCAUCCAUGGGCCUGCAGCCAAGGACGUGGCGAACAACUUUUUAGAUCGAUGGAACUCCGAUUACCUGCCGUGUCAGAGUCUUGAAGACGACCUCCUGGACUUUAAGAACCCCAAGUACGAACACUUACCCCGGCUGGACUAUGUCAGCAGCAAUACUACGGCAAAAAUCGGAAAGCAAAGCGUGCAGGUUGUCCGAACGUUUAGUUGCUUGUACGACCACUACAAGGAGUUCGCUCCUCGAGGUGAAACCUCGCUGUUUCAGGCGCAUAUCAAAGCUAUCAAGAAUACCAAAAACUUCAUUUACAUUGAAGAUCAGUAUUUCGUACUGGUUCCGGAACUUCUUGACGCGAUUAUGGAAGUGAUGCCCAAGAUCCAGCGUCUUAUCGUCAUUGCGAACGAAGAAACCGGGCCGUUCACGAAUGCAGGAUACAUUAAAUACCUGUACCAAAUGGUCCAGCCCAUUCGAGCAAAAUGCCCGAACAAACUCAAACUUUACACGACGAGGCCGGACCGGAAGAUCUACAUCCACAGUAAAAUCAUGAUCAUCGACGACGUGUUCUUAACUAUCGGAUCGGCCAACUGGAAUCGUCGGAGUAUGACGUCGGAUUCGGAACUCAACGCAGAUGUGGUGGACACUGAGACUGUAAAGUCUCCUGAUGGUGUUACGGUAGGGAAAAUCCCUCGGGACUUUCGGAUUCGCAAGUUCGUCGAGAUGACAGGUCUCACCUAUGAAGAACUAGACGCAAUGACCUUCAUCGAAGCCGCAGACAAACUACCAUAUGCGGUUGAUGAGGAAUCGUGGUUUAUGGACAAUUUAGAGAUCGAGUUUCACUCGUACUUCUUCGCCAUUACGGACGCCAUCCGGAAAGUUUCUGAUCCGCAGGAUACGUGUACGUACAGCGGUAGCAGCAGCACCAAGGAGACAGAAUAAACUACUUCGCACUAACGGGGACGACCACGUUUGUUUCGUUAAAAGUAUCGAAUAGCCCCACCUUUCUUGAGCCAUUUACGUAAAGCGUUAUGACGUACAAGCAAGACGCCUGGGUUGGUCGGGUGAGAAGACGGCCAAAGCGGUGGCCUGCACGACUUGGUCAACAAGUCCACGAUCUCUUGCUUCA
Phytophthora nicotianae INRA-310 is the source of this 1934-nucleotide messenger RNA. RefSeq lists its product as hypothetical. Gene Ontology annotation, biological process: phospholipid catabolic process. NCBI's taxonomy places the organism in Eukaryota, Oomycota, Peronosporomycetes, Peronosporales, Peronosporaceae. The record is from RefSeq and is a predicted model, not a curated record. Gene Ontology annotation, molecular function: D-type glycerophospholipase activity. The annotation marks the transcript as partial. Gene Ontology annotation, cellular component: plasma membrane. The transcript has a single exon.